GCAGCCUCGCUAUAAAUAGGGCAAACCGAAAGCUGAACCUGCUUGGAGCUUGGUCUGGGGUGGAGCGAGCAACGCCGACGAGGAGGAGGAGGUGCGGUGUGGCGUCCCGUGUUUGGGAGCGCAGUGCCAUGUGCUUGAUGUCAACGCAGCGCAGCCGAGACGCGGACCGCGGCGCUGGGACGGUCUAACGAGGGCUCCCCAGCAGGUGCUGGGUGAUGGCAGGAGCUCAGGUGGGACUCCCGAGGCACUUCCCAGAGCCUUCAGUGGGGCCGUGCCCAGUCUCCGACUCUGAUUCUGACUCCGAGGAUGCAGCUGUGGGUGGCACAGGAGCUGGUGCCGGGGCGCAGAACCCCUCGCAGGUCAUCCACAGUGGACACUUCAUGGUGUCAUCCCCGCACAGCGACUCGCUACCCCGCCGGCGCCACCACCGCACCGAACCCGAGGCGGCUGAUCCCCGGAGCAUCGACCCGACCCUCACUCGGCUCUUCGAGUGCAUGAGCCUGGAGUACGGCGGGAAGCUGGUGUCUCCUAAGUGGAAGAAUUUCAAGGGGCUGCGCCUGCUUUGCCGGGAUAAAAUCCGUCUCAACAAUGCUAUCUGGAGGGCCUGGUACAUCCAGUAUGUGGAGCGCAGGAAGAACCCCGUGUGUGGUUUCAUCACCCCGCUGGAGGGGUCGGAGGCUGAUGAGCACCGAAAACCAGAGGCUGUUGUGCUGGAGGGCGACUACUGGAAACGCCGCAUCGAGGGGGUGAUGAGAGAGUACCACAAGUGGAGGAUCUACUACAAGAAGCGGCUCCGAAGGUCCACCCGGGAGGAAGAGCUCUCCAGUCCAAAGAGGGAUGAGGAUGUCUGGAGGCCAAUGGAGAAAUGGUGCAACCAACUUUUCUGCAACGUGGUGCCCAUGCUGCUUGGGGAUGAGGAGGAGGAGCCAGGGGGUAGGCAGCACUUCGACUUGGACACCUUCCUCUCAGACAUCUCUGAUACCCUCUUCACCAUGACACAGACGCCCAGUGCCCACCAGGCACUCCCUGAGGAUGUAUAUGUUGGGAAUGCUGAUAUGAUCCAACCGGACUUGGCACCCCUGCAGCCCAGCCUAGAUGAUAUGGAGAUCUCAGAUAUCUUCACCACCUACCGACCACCACUAUCACAGACACAAUCAGGCUACCAGGAGCCCCCUUGCUUUGUGCCCAUGGCUGAUCCUCUGUUCAUCAGUGGCGGAGCACUGAUGGGUGUCCGGGGGCUGCCUGCAAGCCCUGAGGCCCCAGUUCCACCCAGCACCCUCCUCCAGGUGAGUGGGGUCCUGGCCUGUGGUCCACAGCUGCCGGUGCCCCAGCCAGCCCCCCUGACCCUCCUGUGUCUCCCACAGCCCAGCACUGCCUCCCAGCUCAGCCUCCACGGUGCCUUCCUGAGCCCGGAGCUUCCUCCGUCCCCCCUGCCCCCUGAGCCCCCUGCCACAGCCCCCAGCAGCCUCAGCCCCCAGCUCCGACACAGGCACUCUCUGCAGUAUGACCUCCCCAGCAAGUGCCUUGGCUUGGAGCCACCAGGACCUCACUAUGCCCCGCCAAGCCCAUCCCCUGGAGCACCCCUCCUGGGCCCAGACUCCCUGUUCUCCCACUCCUCGGCUCCCCGCUCCAAGUUCCCCUUUGCCGGCUCGCCUGGCCCCUCGCUCCUUGCCCCCUCUGCCUCCCCCCUCUCAGCACCCUCCUUUGCCCCUCGUGCCCUUCCAGGGUUGGGCUACACUGCAGGCAUGGUGCCCCCAGAGUACCCCAGCCUGGUUGCUCCCCAGCUCCCUCCCCCUGCCCUGCUGGGCGACCCCAGGUUUGCCCCCCAAAAGGGGCUGCCCCAAGGUGGGGGCGGGCGGCCAAAGGUGAAGCCCGGUGGCACCAAGGUGAAGAAGGGACCUCCAGCAUCACCCCACUUGGCUGUGCCCAACCCCUGCUUGAGCGAGCUGCUGAACGCAGCCAAGCAAGACCCUGCCCUGGAUGCUCCAUGCCUAAUGGGCAGAGGACUCAUGCCCUCGCCCCCUGUGUCCCCGCAGCAGAGCACUGUCCCUGAAGUCCCUGCCACCUUCCUCUCCAGAAUGGCCCAACUGAGCCCAGGACUGGCUUCUGGUUCCAUUCCUUCCCCAGCAGUGCCAGCACCUGUACCACUGGCAGGCACCAAGCCGGGCCCACUGCUAGUCCCCAAAGCAGAGCAGCUGUCCCCAACGUCGACUUCUGGCAGUGACUGGCCCAAGCCCAGCCAGGCUUCCCCAGGACCAACUGCUGGGCUGGGCACUGGCAUAGCCCUGCGCCACCCUGUGCCCCGUCGGGGCCGACCUGAGUCCAGCAAGAUGGAGAGCCGCCGCAUCACGCACAUCUCCGCCGAGCAGAAGAGACGCUUCAACAUCAAGCUGGGCUUCGAUACGCUGCACAGCCUGGUGAGCACGCUGAGCGCCCAGCCCAGCAUCAAGGUCAGCAAGGCCACCACCUUGCAGAAGACAGCAGAGUACAUCUGCAAGCUGCAGCAGGAGCGAGCAGCUCUGCAGGAGGAGGCACAGCGGCUGAGGGAGCAGAUUGAGGAGCUCAACGGCUCCAUCAACCUGUUCCAGGAGCAGCUGCCAGCCACGGGGGUGCCCAUCACGCGCCAGCGCUUCGACCAGAUGCGCAGCAUGUUCGAUGAGUAUGUCCGCUCCUCCACGCUGCAGAACUGGAAGUUCUGGAUCUUCAGCAUCAUCAUCCGUCCCCUCUUUGAGUCUUUCAAUGGCAUGGUGUCCACGGCCAGCAUGGAGAGCCUCACCCAGACAUCUCUUGCCUGGCUGGAACAGCACUGCUCCCUCCCAGCACUUCGGCCGACUGUCCUGAGCUCCCUUCGGCAGCUGAGUGUUUCCACCUCCAUCCUGAGUGACCCAACCUGCAUCCCUGAGCAGGCAACACGGGCAGUGGCAGGGAUGGGCCGUGGUGGCAGCUCCUCUUAGCUGCUCCCAGAGUGGCUUUCUCAGCCUUGCCAAGAACCUUGGUGCUGCCAGAUGAGUGCCUUCCAGUGCCAGCAUGAAGCCCUCAGUGGGGUCACAGGGCUGCUGUGGCCAAGUUGCUUGAGCUGCUGAGGACAUGGAGAUCCCUCUCCCACGUAUACUGGCUCAGGCAGUCCCUGCCUGUGCAGGGACAGGAGCCCUGGUCCUGCAUCCCAGGGCCUGCCAGACCCCAUAGUCUGGUACAGCCUGGGGGCCUUCCUGCCCUUGGCCAGGAGACCUGGGGAUGGGGAAGCUGCUGGGCGGUGGGACCUGGCCAUGCUGCCUGAUAAAGGACUUGCUCUGCC
Pogoniulus pusillus (Red-fronted tinkerbird) is the source of this 3295-nucleotide messenger RNA. RefSeq names its product MLX interacting protein like (gene MLXIPL). The coding region runs from base 216 to 2954 and encodes 912 amino acids. Gene Ontology annotation, molecular function: protein dimerization activity; DNA-binding transcription factor activity. Lineage: Eukaryota; Metazoa; Chordata; Aves; Piciformes; Lybiidae. Gene Ontology annotation, biological process: positive regulation of transcription by RNA polymerase II. Gene Ontology annotation, cellular component: RNA polymerase II transcription regulator complex. The transcript is spliced from 16 exons. The record is from RefSeq and is a predicted model, not a curated record.